GUAAGGUGAGACCUCCACUCUGCAAGUGUAUGUUACUGUGUCUCUCUCUCUAGAGUCGGUGGUGUGCUUAUUCUUCUUCACUCUCUCUCUAUAUGUCAGUCUUGCCUAUAUCUACACACUCUCUCAACGGACCUUUUCCUUUUAUCUUCCUUCUCCCGUGACCCUUCUAUCUCUCUCUCUCUCUCCAUCUCACUUAUAACUCUUCUUAUAAUUAACACUCUUAUCCUUCAAUUCAUUGGCCACCCUCCUUUCUUCACUGUACUUUCCUUUCUCCUCGGGCAACUCCAAUUUCCUUUCUUUACUCUCUGCCACUUUGCAAUGCCCUGUUCCUGUUUUAACUCACUUUUCCCUUAAUUCAUAUAAAUUCCGGAAUUGCAGAAUUUUCAAACUUUUUUUUUUUUUUUUUUUUUUUUUAAAAACCAAUCAAUUUCAGGUUCUUUGUUCUUUCUCUAUAUUCUAAACUAAACCCCUUUGGCUUUUUCUUCAUUUGUCUAUCUCUUUUUUUAAAACUAAACUUUUGUUCCUUCUACCUUUUUGGGUUUAGGGUUUAGCUUGUACUUUUUCUUCCCAUCCUCAAUAUGCAAUUCUUAAUUCCUUUUUGAAUUUCACUUCUCCUUUGUCACUGUUUAUUACUUGCAACCACUUGCCAAAAAUGUCUUCUUGUUUUAGUGGAACAGGAGGAAGAACCAUCGGUUUGGAUUUAGAUAUAGUUAAAUCAUCACCACCAUGUUCAUGGAGUCGAACAUCACAAACAUCUUCUUCACCUUCUUCAACAAUCUCCGAAUCAAGCAAUUCACCACUUGCAAUCUACACCACUAAACCCAGAACCCCAAGAAAACGACCCAAUCAAACCUACAACGAAGCUGCAACACUCCUUAACACCGCAUACCCAAACCUCUUCUCCAAUCCAAAUCUCAAAACAAACCCAAACCAUAACAAUAAUAAAUCCACCAAAUUGGAAAAAGCUUAUGAAUUCGACUCUUCUGAACUUCUUUUACCUUUCAGAGUAUUGGACACGUCAUCGUCUUUUUUACUUCACGGCAAGCCCGAUUUUCCAUCGGAGCCUAAACCGGUGAAACCAUGUCAGAGUCCCGGAGAGAUUAGUUCAAUGGUCAAUUGUCUUGAAUUGAAUGAUGAUGAUGAUGAUUUUGAUGCGGAAUCGAUACUCGACGAGGAAAUUGAAGAAGGAAUUGAUAGCAUCAUGGGAGGUAGAAUUGAGGAGAAUGAAUCUAAUGUCUCUUCUUCUCAUCCAUGGAUUGGUUUUGGCGGGAAAUUCGAUUUCCGGUUAGGAUUACAGAGAGGUGGAGUGAGAGCUCUUCGCCAUGUUGAUGAAGGGAAUUGGUGGAAUUUUCCGGCGGUUGAUAUGCUUAAAAUUUCGCCCAAAAUAUGCAGUGUCGGUGGUAAGACGACGGCGGCGGCGGUGACGGAGAAGAAGAAAAAGAAGAAGGUUGUUGCAGUGGAGAGACUGAAUGCAGAAUUGAAAGAAAUGGAAUCGCCAAAGUUGAAAAGUGGAUUGUUGUUGAAAUUGAAUUACGACGGCGUUCGGAAAGCUUGGUCUGACCGAGGAACGCCAUUCGCCGAUGACAGCCCUGUCUCCGAUGCUUCGGGAAACGAUGUCAAUGCACGGUUGUCACAAAUAGAUUUGUUAUGGGAGAAUGGAGGAGGAAGUGGUGUAAGAGAAGCCAGCGUGAUGCGUUACAAAGAAAAGCGUCGUACACGCCUCAUCUCUAAGAAAAUCAGAUAUCAAGUUAGAAAGGUCAAUGCAGAUCGACGGCCAAGAAUGAAGGGGCAAUUUGUUAGGAGGCUGAAUGCUAGCUCAAAUGCACACAAAUGAUAGUACAGUAGUUUGUAGUAGCAGUAGAGCACAUGUUUGAAUUUCUAUUACACUUUGAAUUUCUUUGCGUUAUGGCCAUCCGGGAGAGGUUCUUCACCUUUAUACUUCCUCCCAAUGUGGCUGGUAUAGAUAGAUAAAUGUUGUUGAAGUCGAAUGUAUCACCUUGGUACUAAAGAUUUUUUUUUCCUUGAUAUAUUUUUAAUACUAAA
Messenger RNA from Medicago truncatula (barrel medic), 2043 nucleotides. Its product is annotated as protein CHLOROPLAST IMPORT APPARATUS 2. The coding region runs from base 653 to 1834 and encodes 393 amino acids. Gene Ontology annotation, cellular component: nucleus. Gene Ontology annotation, molecular function: protein binding. Gene Ontology annotation, biological process: regulation of DNA-templated transcription. The transcript has 3 exons. The record is from RefSeq and is a predicted model, not a curated record. Lineage: Eukaryota; Viridiplantae; Streptophyta; Magnoliopsida; Fabales; Fabaceae.